UAUAGCUCAGAAAAUUUGAAGAAAGCUUUGGAGGAUUUACGUGAAGGUCAAUCAUAUCCCAGUGUUUCAAAAAAGUAUACUAUACCAUGUCGAACACUUCAAAGACAUAUGAAAGGCACUAUCCGACAACCAGGAUGUAUAAAGCUUGGUAGAUUCCGACUGAUUUUAUCGGAUGAAAUGGAGACAGAAAUUGUCCAUCAUGCAAUUGAAAUGCAACAACGAUUUUAUGGCCUCACAUCAAUGGACAUUCGGAAACUUGCCUUCCAGUUGGUGGAAAUGAAGAAGUUGUCUCAUCCAUUUAAUUCUACUAAACAAAUGGCAGGGAAUAAAUGGUUGCUGGGAUUUAUUGAACGUCACCCAGAGUUGUCAGUUCGUGAACCGGAGGCCACUAGCAUGUCUCGUGCAGUUGCAUUCAAUCGUCCUCAAGUUUCAAGAUUUUUUAAUAUCCUAAAAAAUGCACUUGAAAAAGAUUUAACCAUGGAAUGUUCAAGGAUUUGGAAUAUGGACGAAAGUGGUGUGACGACUGUCCACAAGCCUGGGCGUAUUAUUGCCAAGAAGGGCACUAAACAAGUUGGCAAGAUUACGAGUGGAGAGAAGGGGAAAAAUGUAACAGUAAUAUGCGCAGUAAAUGCACAUGGAUCCUAUUUACCACCGGCAAUGAUUUACCCACGAGUAAGGAUGAAUCCUCAGUUGUUAAAAGGAGCACCACCAGGAACAUUAGGCUUUGCAACCAAAAGUGGUUGGACAGACUGUGAGGUUUUUGUGAAGUGGUUAAAGCACUUCACAGAUGUUGUUAAGCCAACCCUGGAAAGAAAAGUCAUACUUCUAGUAGAUGGACAUGCUAGCCAUAAAUCACUAGAAGCCAUUACAUUUGCCAGAGAUCAUGGUAUAGACCUUAUCAGCUUCCCUCCACAUUGCACUCACAGGAUCCAACCACUAGAUUUAACUUUUUUUGGUCCAUUGAAAGGAUAUUAUCGA
This is a messenger RNA of Helobdella robusta, 978 nucleotides long. RefSeq lists its product as hypothetical. The transcript has a single exon. Gene Ontology annotation, molecular function: DNA binding. Gene Ontology annotation, cellular component: nucleus. The annotation marks the transcript as partial. NCBI's taxonomy places the organism in Eukaryota, Metazoa, Annelida, Clitellata, Rhynchobdellida, Glossiphoniidae. The record is from RefSeq and is a predicted model, not a curated record.